AUGGCGGAUCGAGGAGAGGGCUACGAUGCCCGUCUGGGUGUCAAUACGAAUGAAAUCCCUACGGCACAACACUUGCCCGCGACUUCGGGAGCCGAACAGGACCGGUACGGCGGCUGGUUCGGUGGCAAAGCAGACAAAGCUACUGAGAAGCUUGGAAGCGCCGCAGACAAACUGAGGGAUAGCCUCCCCCGCGGCGCCGGCACCGAACAGGAACGCUACGGAGGCUGGUUCGGUGGCAAAGCCGACAAGGCCUCAGAAAAGAUUGAGCACGCCGCGGAAAAGAUCAAGGAGAACCUGCCCCGCGGCGCCGGAGCCGAACAAGAGCGCUACGGCGGCUGGUUCGGCGGCGGCAAGGGCGAUCAGGCCGCCGAGAAGCUGAGGCAGAACCUGCCGCGCGGUUCCGGGGCCGAGCAGGAUCGUUACGAGGGUUGGUUCGGCGGGCACGAAUUGCCUUCUGUCGAGAAGCUCGGCGAGAAGCUGCCGCGUGUCUCUGGCGCCGAGCAGGACCGGUAUGAUCGCUGGUUCGGCGGCGACAAGGGGCAGACUGGCGGGACCUGGGUCAAGGAGCAUUUGCCGCAGGCCUCGGGGGCCGAGCAGGAUCGAUAUGCCGCGCACUGGGAGGGCGUCGUUGACCAGGUCACUGACAAGAUCAAGGAGAAGCUGCCCCGAGGCGUGGGAGCCGAGCAGGAGCGUCUGGGCGGCUGGUUUGGUGGCGACAAGCUGCCUUCUGCGUCCCAGGUGAACGAGAAGCUGCCCAAGACAUCUGGCGCGGAGCAGGAUCGCCUGGGUGGAUGGUUCGGAGGUGACAAGCUGCCGUCCGCUUCGGAUAUCAAGGACAAGAUCCCAAAGACAUCUGGUGCAGAGCAGGAUCGGUUCGGUGGAUGGUUCGGCGGCGACAAGCUGCCCUCCGGCUCCAAGGUGAACGAGCACCUCCCCCACGCCUCGGGAGCCGAACAGGACCGCUUCGGAUCCCACUUUGGCGGCAAGGCCCCAUCUGCUGAAGGCAUCACAAGGAGACUGCCGAGGGUAUCCGGCGCCGAGCAGGACCGCUACGGCUCGCACUUCAGCCUCCAUCCGAGCAACCCCGUCAACACCGCCACGACGACAACGCUCGGCCUUGUCCAAAACGCUCUUCUCCCAUCCUUUGGCCUCCACGCAGGCCUGAGCACCGUCGUCUACGCCGUCGCGCGCUACACCGACCGCGCCGAAGCAAAGGACUGGCUGUGGCCCUCGGGCCAGGUCGCCAACGCCUGGUGGACGGCCAUCGGCGCGCGCGUCGUCCACGACGGCCUCUCCGUCCCCGCGGCCUGGAACUCGCUCGGCUACACCCAGAAGCUGCUCCUCACCGGCGUCAGCGCUUGGGGUGCCCGACUAUUCUACCGCAUUGCCACUCGAAGCGUGAAGCGCGGCAAAGACGACGCGCGCUACGUCGCGGCGAAGAACAAGGACCCCAAGUUCUGGGAUAAGGCCUUCUUCAGCAUGUUCCUACCCGAAGCCGCGCUCCAGGCGCUAAUUGCUCUGCCGUUUACGCUGCCGUUCCGCGCGCCCUUGACCAGCGCUCGCUCGUCGGCGUUUACCGAGUUCCCCGAGACGUUCCAUAGCCUGGCUGUAUUCCUCUUCACUGCCGGUCUUGCGCUCGAGACGAUUGCCGAUACCCAGCUUGAGGAGCAUUCUAGCAAGAGCAAGGAGAUUAACCGCGAGGGCGUCUGGAGCAUCGUCCGCCACCCCAACUACCUCGGCGACGCCCUCUGCCACCUCUCCUUCCCCGUUCUCCUCUACAGCGCCGGCAUGCUGCACCCUCUCGCCGUCCUCGGCCCCGUUGUGAACUACAUUGUCCUCCGCUAUCUGGGCGGCGACAAGGUCACCGAGGCCAGCCAGGAGGAGCGCUACGCCAAGGAGAACCCCCUCAAGUUCCAGCAACUUCAGGAGUACAGGCGCGACAAGAAUAGCUUCUGGCCCAGUCUCGGCGAGUACGACAACAAGUGGGUGUGGAUUGUUGCUGCUACUGGUGUGGCUGGCGUUGCUGUUGAGCGAGGUCUUCUUGCUUACUUUAGGGGUUGA
Colletotrichum orchidophilum is the source of this 2061-nucleotide messenger RNA. RefSeq lists its product as uncharacterized. The record is from RefSeq and is a predicted model, not a curated record. Gene Ontology annotation, cellular component: membrane. NCBI's taxonomy places the organism in Eukaryota, Fungi, Ascomycota, Sordariomycetes, Glomerellales, Glomerellaceae. The coding region runs from base 1 to 2061 and encodes 686 amino acids. The transcript is spliced from 2 exons.